Messenger RNA from Fimicolochytrium jonesii, 2978 nucleotides. RefSeq lists its product as uncharacterized. Bases 222 to 2882 code for a protein of 886 amino acids. The record is from RefSeq and is a predicted model, not a curated record. Gene Ontology annotation, molecular function: protein binding. The transcript has a single exon. NCBI's taxonomy places the organism in Eukaryota, Fungi, Chytridiomycota, Chytridiomycetes, Spizellomycetales, Powellomycetaceae.
GCCACCUUGCUUUCUCACGAUCAACAGAAGAGCGUUCCGACGAUUAUACUAUCUUUGGCCACAUGCGGACGGCAAACCCACUGCGGUCACUCGACGCUUUUUCAACAGAGCAGGUCUUUUUCGCCGGGUUCGAAAACGCUCAAGGAUUAUAGAUCAAGGUCGUCCAUACCCCUCGCCGCCGGCGGGCCAACGAAAGUCCAACGACAAAAACCACCAUCGCCAUGGGAGUCUGUGAAAAUUGGCGUAAUGACCGCCGACGACGAAGCACGACAACGAUGAAGCGUCGAGCACCAUCUUCUUCGUUCGGCUAUAUUGCGGCGGCUGCCAUAUCGAUGUGGCAGUCGUCCACGUCCGUUCAUGGACAAGCGACCGAAAGCAUACCAUCGAUUUCCCAAACCGCCGUUCCUGUAUCAGCAUUGCAACCAGCAUCCGUCGCACUUCCCAUCACAGCCGACAUCCAGAUACCUUACGCAUGGGGCCACGCUGCCCUUAACGUUGCUUCCACCAGUGAAGUCAUUUUCGUAGGCGGCAGUAAUUCGCCUAGUGCCAGCAGCUCAACGCCGCUCCCUGCACGCCCGACCCUCCUCCUAAAUUCUACAACAUCCUCUCUCGAGAUAGCAACUCCCUCGGGAAACGUUCCUCCAUCAGCAGGUCAAGCAUGUACAUACGUCGCUUCGGAACAAGCUGUUUUCUGUAUAGGCGGAUACCAGGGCAUCGCACAAAAUGUCGCACCGCGCAGCUCCAGGAUACUGACGAGGCUGAGCUUGGAAGAGCAGAAAUGGACGGAAGUCAAUGUGCAUGGACAGGGGUACACAUCGAUUGCCACUGGUUUCAUCGCGCCAGAAGCUGAAAUUGCCGACGCUGCCAUGGUGGCAGUCGAUCGCACAUUGUUGGUCGUUGGGGGUCGCUCACAGUGCUUCCCGUGCGCACCGGUCGCGGGAGGAUCGACCGUCGGUGCGGUGCGUGCUUCCAUAGCUCCUCUCACAUCGGGUGAGCAGGAUCUGACGGUGCUUCACGACACUGCCGGCGGAUUGUACGGACACUGCAUGGUGUUGUCCGACUCCAACGUCCCGUACGCACUCUUCGGAACAACACCGGCAACAAACCGCUCGAUCGGCGCUCCCACCGACACACUCAUCCGUAGAAUAUCCUUGAAAUCAGCAGACUCGGCCGGUUCGCUCGUCACGCCAAUCAUCCUCACCCAAACGGCUAACUUGACACUCCCCCCUCCACGUCUCCACGCCACCUGCGUGAAGGGAAUCAACGACAUAGUGUACGUCUUUGGCGGUGUUCAUGCGCAAACCGGACAGACGCUUGCAGAUUCGUGGGCGCUGUCUCUCCUUGACCUCGGCUGGACGCCGUUGUUGAAUGCUGGAACUGUCCCAACGAGCCGAAGCCGCGCUGCUGGGUUCUACAUCGCAAGCGAGGCCAAGUUUGCCGUUCACGGUGGCCUGCAGAGUGUUGCCACUGUAGACGCUGCAUUGUACACCGCCAAAGCAAACAUCGUGGCUGGAAUCGUCACGUGGGAGCAGCAACCCAUUUACGGCGUCGCGACGGUUGCAGGCCUGGGUGCCCUUGGAGAAUUAUUCGACAACGGCUCCGAAGAGGACGACUCGACUUUUCAGAACUGGUUAAAGAUCGGUGUUCCGGUCGUGCUGGGUGUGAUUUUCCUCAUGCUUGUCAUCUUGGCUUUCGUUGUCUACUGCACACGCAAGCGGGUACCGUUAUCGAAUCUAGAGGAUGACAAAACGUUCGAUAGCAACGUUUACCCAUCGCCGAACUCCAACUUUCCUGCGUCCAUUUCGACGUCGCCUGUCGGAAAGUUUCUUGCCACCCACGCGCUCGAACGCCAGGAAUCGUCGGCUUCGACGAUCUACCCCGCCGCGGACAGCGUCAAAUCGGACACGGCGUAUGAGCGCCGCGGAAAUCUGGAGGAAGGACGUCAGGUCGGGAUGGACGCACAGCCGAUCCCACCCAUCCGACGGUCCUCGCUAGCUGCGACGCAAUCUAGCAUGCGAUCGCCGUCGUUGAGUUCGGAGGCUGUCAGGGCGCUCGAGAUCGCAUACGUCAUGCCGCCAAUGACGGCCGCCCUGGUUGCGAAGUUGGGUGCGUCGAGAUUGCCCACGCAAUCGCAGUUGCAACCGCAGGCGGCACGUGAGGAUGCUCCCGAGUCGCCGUCUACCAUCACGCCAAUGGGCCUCACACCCGUUCCCCUGACACCCGGUGCUGCCACCGCCGCGGAACCAAUCGACGACUCUGACUCCCCAGCAUCCCUGGCCACCCCACCACCACUUCCCGUCUUGACACUCUCAGCCCUCACCGGAAUCGACAUCUCCAAACCCUUUUCAGCCUCCUACACAUACAGUCCCAAACGCACCGACGAAUGCCCAGUCACGAUAGGCGACACGCUUACCCUGCGCAAAGUAUACGGCGACGGCUGGGCCCUAGGCACCAAUCUCACCCAAAAGCGAAACGGGUUCUUCCCCGCCAGCGUGCUCUCCCUUGACGAUUGGACGUUCUCGACCCACACCGACAAACCCGUGGAGCUCAUGUCCCCGCAUCUGGCAGACAGCGUCGCGAGUCACCGGCACUCGCACCUCGGCGUGCCGGGCCACUCACAGUCGCGCGCCGAUAGUGCGAUUGACGCCAACAGGUCGUCGAAAUCGCUGAGCUGGUUCGAGAAGGAGAACAGCAAAACGCAUGGGGAAAAGACCGUGCCGCCGGCGCGGACGCAGGCGUUUAAUGCGCCCGUUGUUGCGCCGCCGGUGGAUUUGUUGAAGCAGCUUGAGGAGCUGGAUUUGGCGUAUUUGGAGGAGGUGGUUGAGUUGACGGCGUAUUUUAGGUAUAGGAAGAGGAUCUUUAUUGGUGGGGAGCAGUUGUAGGACAUUUAGGGUAGAAUACGAAGCCUCUUUCUUUGGUCGUGUCUAUUGACAUGUAGUUUUGCCUGCGAAUGAAACAAGUCGAUGCCUGCCUCAUAA